Molecule: messenger RNA, 3811 nt
Organism: Rhagoletis zephyria (snowberry fruit fly)
Lineage: Eukaryota; Metazoa; Arthropoda; Insecta; Diptera; Tephritidae
Gene: AGO1
Product: protein argonaute-1
Molecular function (GO): RNA binding; protein binding
Source: RefSeq, a predicted model, not a curated record
UUGGCCCAUAUUAUUAUGCACUUUUUAUUUUAUUCACUUAACCACUUAUUACUUUUGGUUUUUUCUUUUUUUAUUAUAGAAUCACAAUGGACCCCUUCGCCCCCGAGGCCUCAGAGCCCAUCUCAAUCGCAGACAAGCUUCGACCCACUCACAUCACCACCAGCUACCGGUUCAUCAGUGAAUCCCACCGCCGUGACCAGUCCGAGCGCUCAAAAUGUGCCCGUUGGAGGCGCAACUGUGGGUGGCGCUGGCGCGGCAGGUCACGCUACACAAGCGGCCGCAGUCGCCUCGCCUUUGGGAGCGGCAGCGGCCACUUCGCCCACCACGCAACCUGAACUGCCAGUAUUUACGUGCCCGCGUCGGCCGAAUUUGGGACGGGAAGGUAGACCGAUUGUUUUGCGCGCCAACCAUUUUCAGGUGUCUAUGCCACGCGGCUAUGUGCAUCAUUACGAUAUUAACAUUCAGCCGGACAAGUGUCCGCGAAAAGUAAAUCGGGAAAUCAUCGAGACCAUGGUGCAUGCAUACAGCAAGAUAUUCGGUGUUUUGAAGCCAGUAUUUGACGGCCGCAAUAAUCUGUAUACACGUGACCCGCUUCCCAUAGGCAACGAUCGUCUGGAAUUGGAGGUGACGCUUCCAGGGGAAGGAAAGGAUCGCAUAUUCCGUGUAACGAUUAAAUGGAUGGCUCAAGUAUCACUUUUCAAUUUAGAGGAGGCAUUAGAGGGACGUACACGCCAGAUACCGUACGAUGCAAUACUUGCAUUAGAUGUAGUUAUGCGACACUUACCUAGCAUGACGUACACACCCGUUGGUCGCAGUUUCUUCAGCUCUCCCGAUGGUUAUUACCAUCCCUUGGGUGGAGGUCGUGAGGUAUGGUUUGGUUUCCACCAGAGUGUGCGUCCUUCGCAAUGGAAAAUGAUGCUAAACAUUGAUGUUUCGGCCACGGCUUUUUACAAAGCACAGCCAGUUAUUGAUUUUAUGUGUGAAGUGCUCGAUAUACGAGAUAUCAACGAGCAAAGAAAGCCGCUCACCGAUUCACAACGUGUCAAAUUUACUAAGGAAAUCAAAGGUUUGAAGAUUGAAAUCACCCAUUGUGGAGCCAUGCGUCGCAAAUACCGUGUAUGCAAUGUUACACGUAGACCAGCACAAAUGCAAUCAUUUCCGCUUCAACUCGAAAAUGGUCAAACGGUUGAGUGUACUGUGGCCAAGUAUUUCUUGGAUAAAUACCGAAUGAAGUUGCGUUACCCCCAUUUGCCAUGUCUUCAAGUAGGACAAGAGCAUAAGCACACUUACUUGCCUUUGGAAGUAUGUAAUAUCGUCGCCGGUCAACGUUGUAUAAAAAAAUUGACGGAUAUGCAGACAUCGACGAUGAUCAAAGCAACGGCUCGUUCGGCGCCUGAUCGUGAGCGUGAAAUCAAUAAUUUGGUUAAACGCGCUGAUUUCAACAACGACUCAUACGUUCAAGAAUUCGGUUUGACCAUUUCCAACUCUAUGAUGGAAGUACGAGGGCGUGUGCUACCACCCCCUAAACUACAAUAUGGUGGAAGAGUUUCAAGUAUGACUGGCCAACAACUUUUCCCACCCCAAAAUAAGGUGAGUUUGGCUUCCCCAAAUCAAGGUGUCUGGGAUAUGCGUGGUAAGCAAUUCUUUACUGGAGUGGAAAUUCGGGUAUGGGCAAUCGCUUGUUUUGCACCCCAAAGAACUGUGCGCGAAGAUGCUUUGAGGAAUUUUACACAGCAGCUGCAGAAGAUUUCAAACGAUGCCGGUAUGCCCAUUAUUGGACAACCAUGCUUUUGCAAAUAUGCGACUGGUCCAGAUCAGGUCGAGCCUAUGUUUAGAUACUUGAAGAAUUCAUUCAAUGCCCUUCAAUUGGUCGUCGUUGUGCUACCUGGAAAAACACCUGUUUAUGCUGAAGUAAAGCGUGUUGGUGACACCGUGUUGGGUAUGGCCACACAAUGCGUACAGGCAAAAAAUGUUAAUAAGACAUCCCCACAAACCUUGUCAAAUCUGUGUUUGAAAAUUAACGUGAAGUUAGGUGGCAUUAAUUCCAUAUUGGUACCUUCAAUCCGUCCGAAGGUCUUCAACGAACCCGUUAUUUUCCUAGGAGCAGACGUCACUCAUCCCCCAGCCGGUGAUAAUAAAAAACCUUCGAUUGCAGCAGUUGUUGGAUCCAUGGAUGCUCACCCAUCACGCUAUGCGGCCACUGUUCGUGUGCAACAGCACCGUCAAGAAAUUAUACAGGAGCUAAGUAGCAUGGUCCGUGAAUUAUUGAUUAUGUUCUACAAAUCUACUGGUGGAUACAAGCCUCAUCGUAUCAUUUUAUAUCGUGACGGAGUCUCAGAAGGCCAGUUCCCGCACGUGUUGCAACAUGAGCUCACGGCUAUACGUGAGGCAUGCAUAAAACUGGAGGCAGAAUACCGACCAGGUAUAACAUUCAUUGUUGUACAAAAAAGGCAUCAUACUCGUCUAUUCUGUGCUGAGAAAAAAGAACAGAGCGGAAAAUCUGGCAACAUACCAGCUGGCACCACAGUCGAUGUUGGUAUUACUCAUCCAACCGAGUUUGACUUUUACCUUUGCAGUCAUCAAGGAAUACAAGGUACAAGCCGGCCUUCCCAUUACCACGUUUUAUGGGAUGACAAUCACUUUGAUUCUGAUGAGCUCCAAUGUUUAACAUAUCAACUGUGUCACACCUAUGUGAGAUGUACUCGGUCCGUUUCAAUACCAGCACCAGCUUACUACGCUCAUCUAGUAGCAUUCAGAGCCAGAUAUCAUUUAGUUGAAAAGGAACACGACUCGGGCGAAGGAUCUCAUCAAAGUGGUUGUUCAGAAGAUCGGACACCUGGUGCGAUGGCGCGCGCAAUAACGGUUCACGCCGACACAAAGAAGGUCAUGUACUUUGCUUAAAUGCACUUUGAGAACUUUAAUAUAAGUAUUUCCAUGGAUAUGCAAUUUUAGAUAAAUAUUCUAGUAAAAAUUUGUUGGAUUUAGUUUUUGGUUUGCAUUUCCAUUUUCUACUUUUGUUAGUUAUGGUUAGGUCAGUGCAGAUUUUUAAAGAACUGUGAUUUGUUUUUACAUUCAUUCAAUAGGUAGUUAUUAGCAGUAUAAAUCAGAAUAGCACAUGAACAAGAUGUACAUAUAUACAUCAUUAUUCAAAAAAUAAAGGCUACAAAAUCAAAAACAAUUAAUAGCAAAAUAAUAACUAAAUAAAAUCCAAUCAACAUUUUACUAGUUUAUGUAUCUAACGUUGUAUGUUAGUAAAAUCAGUGUAAAUCUUUAACCUAAGCUUUUUUACAAAGAAUUCAAGCCAUGUCUAAACUAAAAAGUUACAAUUUACAUUGUAAUAUGUUUUAGGUAUUUGAGCCUCUUCCAUAUGUAUUCGUUAUAUUUUGAAAUUUACUGUGAAAUAAUUCCUGUACUUUAUUUUUAAAAACAUGAAGAACAAUUUUAAUGUAGACAAAUUAAGUGGAAAAGAUUUACGUAGUAUUUAUGCGAAAUAUAUAAUAAUAAUAAUUAAUGUGCGCAUUUCAUUUUGCGACCCAUAAUUAUCACAAUUUACUACGUUUAGCACAAAUACGAACCGCACUCCUCCAAGCAAAAAAAAUAGAAUUUCGUAUUGUGUUGUAACGUUUUACAACUAGCUCCCAAUACAUAAAUAUGUAUGUACAUAAAUUGAGUAUUGUAUUGUCGUACUUGUUAAUUUAUUUCAACGUACAACUCCCUUAUAAAUACAUUCGCAUGCGUGUAAUUACACGUUUGUUUGAGAAUUUUAAUUAAACAAUAGAAAUGAAAAAAAAAAAAAUUAUGCACCUUAGAU